This is a messenger RNA of Entrophospora sp. SA101, 930 nucleotides long. NCBI's taxonomy places the organism in Eukaryota, Fungi, Glomeromycota, Glomeromycetes, Entrophosporales, Entrophosporaceae. The record is from the annotation of a GenBank genome assembly.
AUGGUUCUACAUUUCCCUGCUCCCACAACAUUACCAGAAGAUUAUGUCUUUCAAUCUUGCAGUGAUUCAUUUUUUUCACAUCUUCCAACAAUUGUUGAAAACAACAACUGGCUUGAAUUUGCCUACCCUAUUCCCUUGACACAACAUCAAAAGCUUUACAUUCGUUCCAGCUAUAAAGUCAUUACUAAGAAUGCUUUAUCAAAGGCUAAUCCAAAUCAUCGCAAGUAUUCCAUUAUCAGUGGAACCCCUGGAAUUGGAAAAUCUAUGUUUCUCUUUUAUAUCUUUUGGCAAUUGGUGAAGGAAGGAAAGUGUGUGCUAUUUGUUACCAGAGAACCUGAUAUAUACUUUGAUGGAAAUUCAACAUUUGAAUAUCCUCAAUAUCCUUUGCCUUCAGAUCAUCAAUUCUGGACAUUUGACUUAUGGUGCCUUGUUGAUUCAAAAGAUCCAACUAACAUUCCUGGAUUUCCUGUUGAUGCCUGUUCUGUCAUUUUGUCAAUUACCCCUCUAAGUGAUUUUAUUAGUGGAUUCAGCAAGUUGGUUCCAGCUCCUCCUAUCUUUUAUAUGCCUUUAUGGACUAGGGAAGAAUUGGAAGUUGUUGCACCCCUUUACUCAAAUGUAGCUAAUAUUUGGAUGAAUCGCUUUGAACUUUUAGGUGGUGUUCCUCAUCUUGUGCUGGAACAAACUGAACAAGAUCCAACAUCAAUUCUGAUUUCAGCUUGUAAACAAUGUGAACUGGAGGACUGUAUCAAGUUGGUUUCAAUUCAUUCUAAAUCACACCCAAAACAAAGAUUAUUCAAAAACUUGUUCAUCUUAAGUCAAGUCCACCUUAUAAAGAUGCAGAGUCUUCUUGGUUCUUGUGCUGGAAAUCCUCUUGUAGCAGCCCUUUGUGGAUACAUCUUUGAACCCCAUGCCAUUGAUUUAUUGGAAUAA